This is a messenger RNA of Pocillopora verrucosa, 1580 nucleotides long. NCBI's taxonomy places the organism in Eukaryota, Metazoa, Cnidaria, Anthozoa, Scleractinia, Pocilloporidae. The record is from RefSeq and is a predicted model, not a curated record.
UGCGAAAAUUGCCUUCUAACCUGAGGCAAUUAUCAAAGGAAAAGGGAACGAAUGUUAUGUGUGCGAAUCCAAACAUUUGAACUAUGCGCGAUUUGUACAGCUUUGUUACAGCAAACUGACCUAAUACCGUGACCCUUCAAGACGAAAUUGUGUUGGGAAACAUAUCAGAACUUAACUGUGUUGAAGAAUGGGUGUAUUCACAUCUAACCAGCUGUUUACAGCUGCUUCCAUCACUGUUUUAACAUUAUUCUUCAACAAAGGACACUGCGAUUCAAUUUGUCCCAAUGGAAUAACGAACAUCACAGGCUCCAUAAGAACGCUUGUGUACCCUGAGUCAGGUAAUUAUGGUGUGAAUGAGACCAAAUGUUGGCGAAUUAAAGUUCCAGACAUCUCUGACUACAUCAUAUAUCGUUUUUCAAGGCUUGACGUAGAAAUGUGCUCUGAAUGUAAAUGUGACUCUCUUCAAAUGAGGUCUUCCUACAGUGAUUUACACCCGCGAAAAUUUUGUGGACGAUAUAGUUACAACUACUUACAGGGAUAUGCCUUCAACGUCGAUUGGGAAGCGGGAAUUUUUGAGGAUAUUUCUGCACCAACGAUCUACCUUCGUUUCGUGUCGGAUGACACAGUACAUUACACAGGAUUUAAUGUUACCUUUAUAGCCGCGUCCAGGAGAGAGGGUGAAGCAAACUAUCUGAAUGCAACCGAAGAUGAAACUAUUGAGUUUGGCACACCAAAAGUCGACAUUGAGAACUACCCCUCAAAUUACGCAGAACAGUGGAUUUUAAUCGUCCCUGAGGGACGGAAGGUCCGAAUAGAAUUCGACAUAUUUGAACUGGAAGACAGUGAGGGCUGCAGAAACGAUUAUGUUGAGUUCCGUGAAGCAUCUAUCAUAGUUGGUGAUCCUAAAAGAAUAUAUGGCCAUUUUGGUCCAAUCCUGACAGGACGCCUGUGUGGAAAUACAAAGCCAAACUCGAUACUGAGUCAAGGGAACAUGGUUUGGGUUCAGUUCAUGAGUGACAGAAACUCCACUACUGUAAACAAGGGAUUCCAAGCUUCUUUUAAAGCAGUACAGGGAAGCGGAUUGCCUGUAAGCCGUCCAAUGAUGCUUCUUUUUCUCUCAGCUUUGAUCGUGCAUGUGUCAAAGAAUAACUUGUUGUAGUCCUGUCAAGUGUAUCCAGGAGACGUCUUUAGAUCGCCGAAGUUUUGAAACGUAUGCAUUUAGCUAAACUCUGAUUGUGGACUUAAAAGUUUUAAUAUCAAGGAUUUGAGUGUGAAGUUGCGUCCCGGGAAUCUUUCUUUUAGGUCAUUUUUAGCUGUCAGCAGAUUGAAUUUUUUGUGUUAUUUUAUUUUUUUUCGCGUUAGAAAGUUUUUCGGAUCAGUUUUAGAGCCACUCAAUCGAUUUUAUUUGUAUGCUUAGAUUUAGUACAAGAAAAACGAAAUUUAACCAGUGUGAAAGCCCUUAGACUUGAAAAAGCUUGAACAAUAUUAUGUGCAUCUUUUUCAGUACAAAAGGGAAUUUGUUUUAAACUUGUUACUCCAUUAAAAAUUGAGAAACAAAUGCAUAGACAAGUAAUAAAAAA